Messenger RNA from Microthlaspi erraticum, 375 nucleotides. NCBI's taxonomy places the organism in Eukaryota, Viridiplantae, Streptophyta, Magnoliopsida, Brassicales, Brassicaceae. The record is from the annotation of a GenBank genome assembly.
AUGGCGUUAUCUUUCCUUCACCAAACAAAGCCAGAACCUCUGGUUCACCGUGACCUAAAACCAGCCAAUAUACUAAUAGAUAGAAACUAUGUGAGCAAGAUCAGUGACGUUGGAUUAGCUCGGUUAGUCCCUGCGUCAGUGGCUAAUAACGUCACGCAAUAUCACAUGACAUCUGCGGCAGGAACGUUCUGUUACAUAGACCCUGAGUACCAGCAAACGGGGAUGUUAGCGACGAAAUCAGAUAUAUACUCGUUAGGGAUAAUGCUGCUUCAGAUCAUCACUGCUAAGAGUCCAAUGGGCUUGGCUCAUCAUGUGUCGAGGGCAAUCGAUAAAGGAACUUUCAAGGAUAUGCUUGACCCGGUCGUGACUGAUUGA